Messenger RNA from Nicotiana tabacum (common tobacco), 1177 nucleotides. RefSeq names its product IQ domain-containing protein IQM5. The record is from RefSeq and is a predicted model, not a curated record. NCBI's taxonomy places the organism in Eukaryota, Viridiplantae, Streptophyta, Magnoliopsida, Solanales, Solanaceae.
GAAGAAAUGCAUAUUGAACUAAGAGAAAGGAAAAUGGAAGCACAAGAACCAAAUCACAAGCCCAUUUCAGAAGAAGCUCUACGUAUCCUUGAGGAAUUACGGUGGAAGGCAUUAGAUUUUGCAGCUCUUAGACAAAGCUCUAUGUCUUUUUUUGACAUUGGAAAGACAGAGACAACGGUUUCACGCUGGGCACGGGCAAAGACCAUGGCUUCAAAGGUUGGAAAAGGCUUGUUGAAGGAUGAGAAAGCUCAAACAUUAUAUAUUAAGAACUGGUUAGAAGCUAUUGACCCACGCCACCGCUAUGGUCUCAACUUACAUCGUUAUUACGAUGUAUGGUACAAUACCGAAAGCUCACAACCAUUCUUCUACUGGCUAGAUAUUGGUGAAGGAAAAGAAGUUAACGCCGAGAAAUGUUCAAGGAGUGAUCUACAGUCCCAAUGCAUCACGUAUCUUGGACCAAAAGAGAGGGAAGCAUACGAAGUAACUCUGGAAAUUGGAAAGCUAAUUUAUAAGAAAACAGGUUCUUCUGUCGACACUAAUGUUGAGGGUACACAAUGGAUAUUUGUGCUCAGCACCUCAAGGACGUUAUACGUUGGACAAAAGCAAAAAGGCAAUUUUCACCACUCAAGUUUUCUAGCUGGAGGUGCUUCUCUUGCAUCUGGAAGAUUGGUUGUCUCUAGUGGGGAGCUCGAGGCUAUUUGGUCAUACAGUGGUCAUUAUAGACCAACAGAAGAGCAUUUUGAGGAAUUAAUAAGCUUUCUUAAGGAGCACCAUGUUGACUUGAGCAAUGUUAAGAAAUACGCAAUAGAUGAUGAUAUCCCUCCGGGGAUCGCCACAACCGACAACGACAAGCUAAAAGUCUCAAGCUUUACAAAUGAAACAAAAGAUGAUUGCACCAAAAUUUCCACUAAUGAAACCAUUCCACGUGCUGCCUAGCCCAAGGAUCAAAUUAACUAAGUAGCUGCAAAUAAAAAAUAUUUUUGACUAAUCUAAUUUAAAAAAGAAAAAGAAAAAGAAAAAGCAUAAAAUAAAAAUUUUAAUAUAGGUCGCCAGUUGCAAAAGCGACCUACAUUUUGGAAGUUCUGCAAUGUUUUUUAUUAGGUCGCCAUUAAUGUAUCUCACCUUCUAGCUCCGCCCCUAAUUACAGAGUUGCUGCAAAGAAAAAUGCAAGCAACUU